Arctia plantaginis is the source of this 498-nucleotide messenger RNA. The record is from the annotation of a GenBank genome assembly. NCBI's taxonomy places the organism in Eukaryota, Metazoa, Arthropoda, Insecta, Lepidoptera, Erebidae.
AUGGUGAGAUGGUCGUUCCGGCUGGAGACUCCACGCGCUGGCUUCGCCGCCGUGGAGGCUCUCCAGCCGGUCAUCGCCGAGUGGGCAGGGCGGCAGCACGGGACCCUUUCCUUCCGGCUGACGCAGGUGCUUUCCGGGCACGGUUGCUUCGGAAAGUACCUGUACUCGGUCGCUAGGAGGGAAUCGAGUCCCGCCUGCCACCACUGCGACUGCAGUGAGGAUUCGGCCCAGCACACGCUGGCGGUUUGCCCCGCAUGGGCGACGCAGCGCCGGGCCCUUACUGCAGUCAUCGGAGCAGAUCUCUCGCUACCGGCCGUAAUUCGCUCCAUGGCCGGUAGCGACAGUUGUUUUACCGCGGUCGCAACCUUCUGCGAGGAGGUAAUCUCGCAGAAGGAGGCGGCGGAGAAGGCCCGGGAGGACGACCUCCACUCGGACCUGAUCCGCCGCCGGCGAACCGGGCGGCGGAGGCGCGCUUACCUGCGCCUCAUGCCGCCCUGA